Molecule: messenger RNA, 2304 nt
Organism: Sphaeroforma arctica JP610
Lineage: Eukaryota; Ichthyosporea; Ichthyophonida
Exons: 1
Coding region: 177-1364 (395 amino acids)
Cellular component (GO): Golgi apparatus
Molecular function (GO): glycosyltransferase activity
Source: RefSeq, a predicted model, not a curated record
UCCUAAUCUAAAAGGGGCACACCAACACGUGCGGUGAACACCCCAAAACAACUAGGAAUGUUCAAAACACGAACCAUCAAUACUACAUCACGGUGACGUGGUACUUUUAUAAAACUAGUCAAAGGCAAACUGUACGGAUAGAAAAUAACUAUAUGCACAUAUAUAUGCAUUGAAAUAUGGGUUCGAGGAUAGUGGGGAAGCUACUAAAAUAUCCGGCCUCGAUGCGGGAACAGACUAGCAACCACAGAAUUUUAAGAAUCUCGUCGACUCUAAACAAUGCGCUUCUAAAACCGACCACUCCUGUAGGGUUUUUGCGCUGGAUUCUGUUUGUGUCACUGUCAGUAGCGCUCAUGGUCUACUGGCUCUGUACGACACCUCUUGAAGUUGAAUGUCGAUGCGCCCCUGUUACAACGCUGUCUGAUCGCAUAGGCGAUAACCUUAUAUCGCAACUGAAACGUACAUCGGAUAAGAGGGAAAGCAAGUUGAGGGUAAGUGGUUCGGAUACUAAGAGGUUUGUGUUUGAGCUCAAGAGGAAGAGUGCAUGGAAGAAGUACACUAGCCAAAUAAGUCGUACAGCGGCGCCCAUCAUCUUGGUCACAACUAGUGCGCCAUUCUUUGAAUUGACACUCAACUGGUACUUAUCUGUGAAGCGAACGGGAGUGUUGAGUGAGAUUUUGAUAGUAUGUCAUGACACAGAGAUCAUCGAGCGCUUAGAUGCCUACGUAGCGCAAGAAGAUACCAUUGGAUAUUACCCUGUAGGUGUCAGCGGUGAGAAGAAUCCGAACUACGAUACGAAAGAUUACAAAUCAAUUGUAUCUGCCCGUCCAGAGGUUAUUCUACUCUUUGCUACUCGAGGCAUUCCUGUGGUGUACAGUGACGUGGACACGGUUUGGCGCAACUCCCCUCUGCCCUAUGUGCAGGAGAUGCAGGAGAAGGGGUACGAUCUUAUCACCACAGCCGACAACAAUGCAUACUUCAACACCGAGCAUUGCACUGGGUUCAUAGCCGUCGCUGCGUUUCCUAGCAACGAGACUGUAGACUUUUUGCAUGAAUGGCAUAGGGAUUUGCUGGAACACGACCUGAACCAGCCGUCAUUCAACGCCAUAGCAACAGCUUACAAGGAUGUACUUGAGAUAGGCAUCCUGCCCCUGACGCUCUUCCCGUAUGGGAAUAUGUACUUCGGCUGGAUGUUCAGACCCUGGAGGCAGGGUGUGGUGAUUGUGCACAAUAACUACAUUAAGGGGUACGAGAAUAAGAUCCAACGGUUUAAAAGUUAUGGCCUGUGGUGGCUGGGCGAGACGCCUUGUGGCGGGCGCAAUGUGCUGGUGCUUUCGAAGUCUGUUGAUUGUAGUAAUGCUGAGUGAGCUUUAAGCUGUAAGUCGGAUAGAAAUGGUGGUAAGGUCUGGUGGAAUGAUUAUUCUGGAGGGCCUAGGCUUUGUCCGAAGCUAUGCUCAGUUGACCACAUACUUAAAGUGCUCUAAGCAAACUAGUGGGCUAUGCACCUAGCAACCGAUGAAUAAGGUUUGUAGGCUGCUACCAGUUGAGGCGGCACUGUCAAGGCCGAGACUGAGGUCAGAUGCUGCUGGUGUUGCAAAACCAUACAUAUCUCUGGAGCGUCUGCAGAGUACAAGUGUUGAACGUCUUCGAUACAAGCGACUAUCCACACAGGGCGAUCUUAGUCUGUACAGUCCGUCUGUGAUACAGGCGUCUAUCCACACAAGACGAUUUGAGACUAUACAGUCCCUCGAAGCAGAUACUUCGCCUCCUUCUCUAGUCUUUGUUUGAGACCUGCUUGACUCCAAGUCAAAGUUAAAGGGAGAAGCAACCAGAGACGGGAAAUAUGUGCUCGUAGAGAGCAUAAGACCACCAAUCGACUCUUAGUCUGUCAGCUACCAAGCGCUGGAGCUGGCAGUAGAAACCAGCUAGUGGAAGGUUGUCCACAUUUGAUAUCAUGUGCAUUGGAUACAUGUUCAGAGUCGGAGAUCUAACACGCGUGCUGUGAGAGUUCUAGGGGCUGUUUUCCUGCUGAGUAGAGGCAUAGAGAUAUACGGAAUAAAACCAAGAGAGUUUAGGAUUCGAUCCCAUCCUCUCUGAAUCAACGGUCAAUCCGGGUAGAUCUUUAAUUUGUGCAAAAGGAUGAUGACAGUAAGCCGUUGUCUCACUUAGUUCAUAGCAAUUUUAGUCGACAGUGUGAAAGAUGCCAUAAAGAAGUACCAGCACGCAGUUUGAUACACUUGCAUAUAUCCCGAUAAUUAUACACAACUGAACAUAAAACUGCAAUUCCAAUACAGAAGAAUAAACAGG